AUGAACAUAGACUCUCGCCGCUUCCUUUCACCAAGGCUGAUGCCGGAUGCGGGGUACUCAGACGACCCGGGGCCCAUUCCCUUUCUCUCCAAGCUCGUUAUUCCCGGAGACUACCCUAAGGUGGCUAGGGAUGUUACGAUCGCCGGAAGGCGUUUCGAAAUCUGGUCCCCCAACUCGAGGAGGUUGCCGUUCUACCCCGGCAUCAAAUCCCCCGGCGUAGACUUGGAGGACCUAGCUAAAGGGAAGAGACGCUACGAUGGGCAUUUAGGGCCCUUGGAUCCAACCUACCACCCCCAACAUUAUCAGCCACGCCGGCCCUACCUUCCAUUCAUACGACGGCACAGUCACUUGAAUCCACCUAGCCUCUUCCCCGAGUUUGUGUCGCUCUUUGACGACUCCGAAGCUUGGAGCUCUCGCGCGGGAUCGGAAACGGGGGAAGGACACGUCACUGAGUCGUAUGUGAAGCGGUUGAAGAAGCGUAACACGUCGCUUCUCCAAGACGUGAAGUUCCUGGGAGACAGCCUACGGGAGUCAUAUUCGGAACGAGACCGGCUCCUGUGGCAGAAUCGCCCCCUUUACCCUAGCAAUAUGCAUAUCGAAGCGCUUCGGGACAUAACCUCGUUCGAAGAAGCGCUGGACAUGAUCACUGAAAUGCAAAGAGGCAUCAAAUUGCGGGAAGCAUGGAUUAACUACGUACAGCUUAAGAAUUUAACCCCUCGGGAUCCAGCAGAUUUCGCGCACGUCUUCGCCGUGGAGGGGAACGAGCAGUACAUGGGUCUAUGGAUGUCCGACGAAGCGUACGACGACGCCCUGCUCUACAUGACACGAUCGGGAGUCGCCUGCUUUUUCCUACACGAGUAUACCGUACAGGAAGCGAUGUUUCACCACCGCACUCAUACGUACUACCCUGACGCCGUCAUGCAGAAUUAUGCGCUCAUAUCGGACAAAGAUGGUCCAUGGCGGUUUGCGGUGAAACGGUCGAAGCUGCGUGCUCUAACGUUAGAAGAGGGAGAAUCUGUAGGGCGCGUAAAGAAGCUGCUGCACACGCUUCCCGCGUCGGGAUCUCUCUCACUAUCUAAUCGACAGGGGUACCGAUCGCCCUCACUGCGCGACGAUCGUUCGCUACCAGAAGCAAGGAAGCUAGCUGAAAUGGCUUCCCGCCCGCGGACGCCCGUGAAGUUAUGGCACGACAUGGACGGGCUAGAGGCAGACGCACCACGAACCGCGAGCCUACCCGUAGCAAAAGCUCCGCGCGUUAAGCUGAAACCGGCCAGGAUGAUAGAAGCGUCCGGCGCAGCAAGUACCCCUUUGACGGACGAUCCGAAAGGGAAAAGCAAGAGACGCGAGCCAACCUCCCCACUGCCCGGAUAUGAGUCAGAACCGGAAGCAAGUCGAGUCGCCACUCCUCAGGCUAUGGUGGCGACCGUCUCUCGCGAGCGGGAAGCGGCGGUACGCGCGACCCAGGGAGCGUCGACAUCGCAAGCAAGCUUCAUCGCUAGAGCGCACGCCCCGAGCGUUCCAGCAGCUUCAAGCAGGGCGAAGGAGCUUUACGCCGCAUACGCUAAAGAGAUUUCGGAGUUCUGGAGGAUUGACGGCUUGCCGCACGGCAUAACGACUCCCAAAGAGCUCCUGGAGCUGUUCCAGGAAACAUCGAAGAAGAUUCCCUUUGCCGUCCCGCAAAUGCUGCGAACCUGGAAAGGGCGUCAAGAUAUAUACUGGGUACGGUUUGGUGACAGAGAUCAAGCGCUGCGAGUGAGAGGCUACUUGUUGCGCGCCAGUAUCUCCGGAUCGGACGGUUGUGACGGCCCAUUAGUAGCCGAAUCUACAUAUCUCCUGGCGCAGGAAGAAGUCCGCGACCCGGAAGAGCGACCCUCGUCGCCCACGGGGUACUGGAACCUCCCCAUAGAUCUCGACGCGCGAUUCCGUAGACGUCCUGAAUCCCCGCGGAAGAUUACACCUCAGGCACAGCACGCAGCAUAUAUAGAGGAGGAUCCGCCGACUCACCAAAAUAAAUUAAUUACCCCAGACCAUACCGGCACGAGCCAACGUUCGCCGCCUUCACCUAGCGCGUUUCGUUCGCGCAAGAAGACUCGUAUCAAUUCACCACCGCCACAAUUCGUCGCUUCUCGCUCUACACGAGCAAUUCAAGUAACAACCACUUCCAUCUCGACUCGGAAGCACAAAUCACUAUUCGAAAGGAUCGCCUCAGAUGCUCCCCUUCGUCAAGAACCCGACGAACAAUCGCGCCAGAAAGGCUCUGAAAGCCGUUACUCGCAUAAUCGACGACGGUACCAUCACCGUUAA
This is a messenger RNA of Pleurotus ostreatus (oyster mushroom), 2304 nucleotides long. RefSeq lists its product as uncharacterized. The record is from RefSeq and is a predicted model, not a curated record. Bases 1 to 2304 code for a protein of 767 amino acids. The transcript has a single exon. NCBI's taxonomy places the organism in Eukaryota, Fungi, Basidiomycota, Agaricomycetes, Agaricales, Pleurotaceae.